AUGGACAGUCGCCAUUUACACUGCAGUGUAGAUAUGAUUUCCUACCCUGGUUUUGGCAUGGUGUUGCCCGAAGUCAAAAACCUUGACAGAACUUCACUUAUUGAAUUUGGAAAACCCAAUUUGCCGAUCCUGCAGGUCGAAACACAGUUAUAUAAGGAAGAACAAGUCAGUUGGAAUUUGACGAUGGACAGCCGCCAUUUGCACUGCAGUGUACAUAUGAUUUCCUACCCGGGUUUUGGCAUGGUGUUGCCCAAAGUCAAAAACCUUGACAGAACUUCACUUAUUGAAUUUGGAAAAACAAAUUUGCCGAUCCUGCAGGUCGACACACAGAUAUUCUUAUACUUAUGUUUAAUUGUACAGACUGAAGAAUACUGGGCCUGGGCAACGCCAAGUACAAUAUUUAGACAACUAAAUACUUUUUAA
Messenger RNA from Adelges cooleyi (spruce gall adelgid), 423 nucleotides. RefSeq lists its product as uncharacterized. The record is from RefSeq and is a predicted model, not a curated record. Bases 1 to 423 code for a protein of 140 amino acids. NCBI's taxonomy places the organism in Eukaryota, Metazoa, Arthropoda, Insecta, Hemiptera, Adelgidae. The transcript is spliced from 3 exons.